UUAUGUCUGACUUAAGGUAUAAUUUGGUAUAUUUAGAAAUAAAACUUGCGACCACACUGUUAUUGCAGUUGCUGUACAAUUCAGGAAAUAUGGCUGCUCUUUUCGACUCUGCGCAUACCGAAGGUCCUGGCUUUGUGGGCAUUCGUUUCUGUCAAGAAUGCAACAAUAUGUUGUAUCCCAAGGAGGACAAGGACAACAAAAUCCUAAUGUACGCAUGCCGCAAUUGUGACUACAAACAGGAGGCCGACUCAAAUUGCAUUUACGUCAACAAAAUUAUGCACGAAAUUGACGAACUGACUCACAUUGUGCCCGAUGUCAUCUCCGAUCCCACGCUGCCCCGCACCGAAGACCACGCUUGCCCCAAGUGCUCGCAUCGUGAGGCGGUAUUCUUCCAGGCGCAAACCCGGCGUGCUGAAGAGGAAAUGCGACUGUAUUAUGUGUGUACAAAUCAAAACUGCACUCAUCGUUGGACGGAGUAAAUUGCACAUCGUUGCGCAAUUCCAAAAUAUACUUAUUAAGCUUAUAUGUAUAUAAAGUUGUUAGCCAAGUAAUUUUGAUAGAUCGUUGGAGUUUUGACGUUGAUCAGUUAAAGCGUAAAGCGCUGACAUUCAAUUCCGAUUGCAGCCGCACAUACUUCGCAUUCAUUCACAUGCCAUUGUCAAGCAUAUGAUUUGUAUUCAUUGCAAGAUUCAUUAAAUAAUCGAUGCUCAUUUUUGUUUGAGCGAAGAUAGAAAUAGAGAGUGAGCAAGAGAGAGAUUUGCGAGCGCAUGCAAAUUUCUUAAAGCCCGUCAGCAGUGACAAAAUUCCAAUAUCUAUCAAACCAAACACAACACAGAAUGAAAAAAAAAAUAAAACAAUUAAUAAACAAG
Messenger RNA from Drosophila sulfurigaster albostrigata, 869 nucleotides. RefSeq names its product DNA-directed RNA polymerase II subunit RPB9 (gene RpII15). The record is from RefSeq and is a predicted model, not a curated record. NCBI's taxonomy places the organism in Eukaryota, Metazoa, Arthropoda, Insecta, Diptera, Drosophilidae. Gene Ontology annotation, cellular component: RNA polymerase II, core complex. Gene Ontology annotation, biological process: transcription-coupled nucleotide-excision repair; DNA-templated transcription; transcription initiation at RNA polymerase II promoter. Gene Ontology annotation, molecular function: DNA-directed RNA polymerase activity; zinc ion binding; nucleic acid binding. The coding region runs from base 3 to 479 and encodes 158 amino acids. The transcript has 2 exons.